AUCACGCGGGGCCGAGCCGCCGCCGCCCGGAGCUGCCCCUCGGAACAAAAACCAGCUUUCAGGGCAAAGCCGCAGCUCCGGCUUUUCCCACGGCGGGAUCACGAGUGCCUGCCCGCCCCGGGAGGAGGGAGGAGGGAGCGGAGCGGGGGGCGAUGCAGCCCCUGCCUGGCAUUGCUGACGUGCCAGGGGCCGGGCUGCGCUCGCAGGGAGCCGCUCACAGACUGGCAGGGCUGCGGCUCCAGCAGCCAGCGCCGCUCCCGCCGCAGCCUCCUCCCUCCUUCCCUCCCUCCGUGCUGCUCCGUGCCGCCUCCUGCUCCUCCGGCUCAGCCCCGGCUCAGCCCCGGCUCAGCCCCGGCACAGCCCCGGCUCAGCCCCGGCACCGGGCGAGCGGAGGCAGGGAUGGCCGGGAUCGCCGCCCGGCUGCUCGGGGCGCUGUGCCUCGCUGCCUGCCUGCCCCCGGCGCUCGGCAGGGACGCCGGAGCGCAGUGGACCCUGGAGAAGUAUUCUCACCAAGCAAGAAUUUUAGGUUCUGAUGCUAUUCAAAAAGUUGUGGCCAACACGGAUAUUUCUGAAAUGUGGGAGAAUGAUUUGCGCCCUAUCCUGAUAGAAAGAUACCCAGGAUCACAAGGAAAUUACAUCGUGAGACAGCAUAUCAAGCACCGUCUUCAAACCUUAAAGGCUGGUUGGGAAAUUGAAGAAGAUACAUUUCAGAGAUACACACCAUAUGGCUAUAAAACAUUUUCAAAUAUUAUUGGCACUCUUGACCCCUCUGCAAAACGCCAUCUCGUACUUGCUUGCCACUACGACUCAAAAUUCUUUGGACAGCAAUGGCAGGGCAGAGUGUUUGUGGGAGCAACUGAUUCAGCUGUGCCUUGUGCUAUGAUGUUGGAGCUGGCACGGGCCCUGGACAACAAGCUUCAGUUAAUCAAGGGCAGCUCGACAUCAAGCCCAGACCUUUCACUUCAGCUCAUUUUCUUUGAUGGUGAAGAAGCCUUUGUUCGGUGGUCCCCUUCCGAUUCCCUCUACGGAUCCCAACACUUGGCUCAAAAAAUGGCAUCGACUCCACACCCACCUGGUUCAACAACCACAAACCAGCUGCAGGGCAUAGACCUGUUUGUACUACUGGAUUUAAUUGGUGCACCAAACCCAAUCUUUCCCAAUUAUUUUCAAAACACUCUUCGAUGGUUUCAGAGGCUUCAAGCAAUUGAGAAAAAGCUACACAACAUGAAUCUGCUGAAGAAUCACCGUGCUGAAAUUCAGUAUUUCCAGAGUACUUUACAUCGAGGCUUGGUUGAAGAUGAUCAUGUUCCAUUUUUAUUAAGAGGGGUUCCAGUCCUGCAUCUGAUUCCAUCCCCUUUUCCUGCAGUAUGGCAUACCAUGAAGGACACAGAAGAAAACCUUGACAAAGCCACUAUUGACAAUCUCAACAAAAUCAUGCAAGUGUUUGUACUGGAAUAUCUCAACCUGUGACAGACAAAACAUCAACAAAUUGCACUCCAUUCCAACUGUCUGCCCACCUUCACACUUGCUAUUUAACUUCAUUGGAGAGUACCAAGGUGAAGAAGAAUGUGAUAGUUCUUGCUAGACUGAUUAUUGUUUGAGCUGUUCCUGGCCCAUUGGUCCAUUAGCCAAGUAAGACACCAUUAAAUAAGAACUAGUUCAGCCUGGAAAGAAUUUUAUCUUUCCAUGUUUUAUCUCUGAAUAAAAAAAGCUCCAGUAUUUCUCCAGAUUA
Molecule: messenger RNA, 1732 nt
Organism: Oenanthe melanoleuca
Lineage: Eukaryota; Metazoa; Chordata; Aves; Passeriformes; Muscicapidae
Gene: QPCT
Product: glutaminyl-peptide cyclotransferase
Exons: 7
Coding region: 400-1470 (356 amino acids)
Molecular function (GO): zinc ion binding; glutaminyl-peptide cyclotransferase activity
Source: RefSeq, a predicted model, not a curated record